AUGCGAGUUCUAAACUCUUGCCUCGGCCUUAAUGAAGUUUUCGAAGGUCUGAAAAAUCUGAAAGUUUCAAUUUUCGAAAAAAAAAGACGUAUUGCAGAAGGCGUCACAUUGGUCGAAGACUUGACGCGAUGUCGCGAGCCGAUGCCGUCCAUAGAAGCCAUUUAUGUAUAUCAUUUCGCCGACGGCAGACUCGAUCAAGAGGCUCAUCGAAGAUUCCACUCAAAAAUCAAAAUACGCGCUGAGAAAUUCGUACAAAGUGACUAA
Molecule: messenger RNA, 264 nt
Organism: Caenorhabditis sp. 36 PRJEB53466
Lineage: Eukaryota; Metazoa; Nematoda; Chromadorea; Rhabditida; Rhabditidae
Source: the annotation of a GenBank genome assembly